UUGGAGGGAACUUGAACCGUGUUGUUUAGCUUACUAGCUCGUUACUGUUAAUGCAAUUUGCAAACUGCCAUUGAAAGUAAAAGUUAAAUAAUUAUCUAGGUUGCUAGACAAACAAGCACGAACCAGCGGGCAUGGGAAACUAUAAUCAUGCAUCGAAAUAAAAGUAGAGACCUGGCAACUCAACUGUGCAACGCAGUAAACGAUGGGGAUUCAAGAGCCGUGCAGAUCCUUCUGUCUCAAGGCGCAAACCCCAAUAGUAUUAACAACAAUGGAGUUGCAGCAGUGCAUCUAGCAGUCGGCAAAGAGUCUGAGAAAAAUACGCGCUGUCUAAAGCUGAUUCUGCAGUAUGGAGCUGACCCUAAUCUCAGAUCCUCAGAUGGGUUGACUCCCCUGCAUGUUGCAGCUUUGUGGGGUUGUUAUCAAAACCUUAAACUGCUCUUGAAGAAUGGAGGAAAUCCUCAUUUAAAAGAUCAGGAAGGCAACAAACCAGGUGAUCUAGCACAUCAGCAGGACAACCGCAAGUGUGCCUCACUCCUCCAGGAGUACCAGUCCACUUCUUUAGACACAGAGGAGGAAGACCUGCCUCAGUUCCAGUACUCUGUUUAUAACGGUGAAGCGGACACGUCCAGCUAUGCUGAGACGACGGACGACUGCUCUGUUCAGAGCCUGUCCUUGUUGAGUGACUUUGGGGAGGGCCCGCUAAGUAGCACGCGAUGCUCGUUCCUUGACUUGUCUGCCAUAAGGAGGCCAAGCUUGAGGGAAGGAGACCUCUCAAGGCCUUCAGAUGUCAAGCCUAAUGUGGGCCCCAGUAAAACCUGGGACAUAGACAGUGAAUGGAAAACGGAGGCUCCGUCUAUGCUAUCGAGUACACGGAUGUCCGUGGCUGGGUCCAAAACGACCCUGCCUCGACUGAAGGAGGGCGUUCUUCUCACUGACUACAGCGUAAUACCAACUCAAGACGUGGGUUACGUUCAGGUUGGAAACGCUGCCACACCUUUGGAAACCCUCCCUCCCUUUCCACGUGCGAGUCGCAAGAGUGUGAGCUUCAAGGACGUGGACGAGUAUUUCCCCGUUUUCAGCUCGGAGUCGCCCAGGGGUCACCAUGCUGUCCCAGAGAGUCCCGCUACCAAAGACUGCUCUCUAGACCUUUCAGAGUACUCCGGCUUCCUGAACUCUGACCGCAUGGCCACUGUUCUACACCGCCAUGGCAUCGACGUGACCUCCCCGGAUCACGUGUUUGCUUUCUCCAGGGAUGCUCAUGACUUCACAGCGGAGGACAUGGAGAAAACUGUACUGGGACACUUGCUACCCGAGGAAGAGAACGAGGAUGAAAAGGGUCAUGGACUGGGAGAGGAGGUGAAGGCCGAUGAGCGGCCAGCAUGUAGCACUGGCACCAGUAGCAGCAGCAGCAGCAGGAGUAGUCAGUACAGCAGUUGUGAAAGUGACUAUUACAUGAGUGCCCUUGAUGCUUCCGUGCAUCCGAGAUUAGGUGUAAUCUGUGAGGACGAGCAUGGGAUAGUGAAAAGCACAGUUGUUGAAGCCGGCAAUGAUAAUUAUAAAACGAAUGCUAACCUCCAUACUGAUGGAUUUAGGCAGGGUAUUGGCAGUCCAGUUGUUAUAACUGAAGCUCCAAAAUACCCAUCAUCCAAAAUGACAGGAGCAGAUAAGUACCCAGCCAUAGAUAAACUGACACUGUCUGAAAAAAGAUCUCCAACCAAACUGUCGGAGAUGAACAGUGGCCCUGAGGGGAAGGUUGCAGGUGCCGUGUCAGGCACUGCUGAGGAAAAGCGUGCAACUCAACCGGUCCAAUGCACUCCUGUGGCAGGCGCAGCUGCUGCUGCGUGUGAGGACGAGUUUGACGUCUUCACCCCGAGCCCCUUCGUCACAGGGCGGACCCGAUCGAGGCUCAGCCGCUGUUCCCUGAGGACCAGCAGAACUCUGGAGAACUCCACCUUGUCUUUGUUCGAGCAGAGCCUGGUCACGCCCACCAGAACCCGUCGUGACAGGACCAAGUCUCAAAGCAGUGAUGGCGUCUUUUGUGACACACCCGGGCGUUGUCCCACUCCUGUCUAUCCUGGAAGCAGUGAUGGGAGCACUGCUUGGAGCUCUGUGGACCAGGAGACGCAGUCUGGGUCGCUUCCAGACGGCUCGUGCCUGAGCGCGAGCCAAGUCGACACCAUUAUCAUCCCCAAGAGUGCCAGCCAAAGGACUGGUUCAUAUGGUGUCAGUCAAGCAGACACCCUCAGAAUCUCGAACAGUAUGUCCGAUGCAGUCAUCAAACCUCAAGCUUUGGCCGACACAGUUCUUCUGGAGAGAGGUGAAGAAGAAGAAAUGUCAACAGACUCAGGAAAUCAUCACGCAGACCCUUGGCUGGCCCAUCUUCGAAAAGAAAUCAGGGAAGCUUGUCCAUUUCUUACCGACGACACAAGCUCAAGUGACACGGGUAUAAAGGAACCCGGCAGAAGUACUGCUCUAGUGGAGCCAGUUGGUGGUCUUAAGAGAGAUGAAGAGCCGUCAUGGACCACCGAAGACUCCGACUCUCAGCCUGAAUCAUCCCAGUCCACAUCAUCCACCUCCCGAACGCUCUCGUCCAGCUCUAGCUACUUCUCCCCAAAGAGGUCAAGGGACGACACCCCCCUGACCCCAGGCACGGGAUGCACCCCUCGCUACAGCAUGAGCCGACUGUCAGGCCUCCACAAGCCACGGUGCCUGAGCGACCUUUCCUACACCCCGGGGGGUCGACCUCUCAUUCAGGACCUGGAGGAACCGGUGGAGUACCUCUACACCGACACCGAGCAGGGUCACGAGCUCAUCGAAACCCACGUCCCGCCCACCGCUAAUACCUCUCUCAGCUCCAGCGUGAGCAGUGAGGGCGACGAGGACACAGUGCUGUACGAUUGGCGCUCGAUGCACGGCGGCCUGACCAAAGGGAAGGAGAACCGGAAGCCGGUUGAUGAGAAACUUCCCAACACAGAGGGCCUGACCGAUCGGGAACUGCGGCGCAGGCUGCUGGAGCUAGGUGAGAGUCCCGGUCCGAUUACCAGCAGAACCCGGCCAGUGUACAUGCAGAGGCUCCAGCGCAUGAUACUGGAGCCGAGUCCAAUGCCCAAGUUCCAAGCUCAGAAUCCGGAUCAGCUCCAAACAGUGAUGUCGGGCCACAGUCCGGAGCUGUGCCGGGCCUUGCAGACGUUGGAGUUGCCUGAUUGCCAGGCCGAUGAGCUGGCUCUGUGCCAGCAGUUUGACCAAGCCGAUCAGAACAGGAAGUGGAGAGAGGGUGUCAUCAAGUCGAGCUUCAACUACCUUCUGCUGGACCCCAGAGUAACAAAGAACCUUCCAUACCGUAGUCACUCCAUGACUCCACUUGAGUGCUUCCAGACGUUUAUUGGCUCCAUAUUCUACAUCGGGAAAGGCAAGCGCUCGCGGCCCUACAGCCACCUGUACGAGGCUCUGGAAUACUUCCGAGGGGACAAGACCUCCAAGAAGUUGUGCACGAAGGUGCAGCACAUUCUCCAGGUAUGGAAGGCCGGUCAGGGGGUCAUCUCUCUCCACUGCUUCCAGAACGUCAUACCAGUUGAGGCCUACACACGCGAAGCCUGCAUGGUGGAUGCCAUUGGACUGAAGAUGCUGACUAACCAGAAGCGAGGAGACUACUACGGAGUCGUGUCCACCUGGCAGGUGAAGAGGAAGAAGGAGCUGGGGGUGCGUCUGCUCUACCGCGCCAUGAACAUCUUCCUGGCCGAGGGCGAGAGGCAGCUGAGGCCGGCAGACAUCCGCGCUGGACAGUGACCCCCAGUGGAGGGAGAGGGAACUGUGCCAAAGACCCGCUAUCGGAGGGACCCUCCACUCAAGCUGCUGCUCAGGGAGAAGGAUAGUGGAUGUGAAAAUACAAUGUACUGAUGGCUGUCAUGAUCAAGGUCAUACAUGUUAUCUUAAUGUUCAUUAUCAUAUGCUUCAAAUGGGCUCACUUUUGUUUUACAGGCAUCUAGAGUCGAUCGAGUAUUUGAAGCGUCGUACCGUCCUAGCUUUAUUUACUUAGUGAACGUGAUUAUAUUGGAGUUUUUUAUACAGAAAUUUGAAAUGGUAUGUUUAAAACUUUUUUCACAUUUUAUUAAAUUGUUAGAAAAAAAAUAAAAGCUAGCAUAAACUAAAAACAAGCAGAUCACUUGAUUGCUGUGUUUUAAGUGGCCCCUAUGAUGUGAUUUCAUAUAAUUAAGAACAGUUUCAAAAAUAAGCACUCGUCAGACUUAUUACACUGGAAGGUUGUCAUACUGAUCAUAUACAGGUUUGUGGUAGAUCUAGCAAACCUAGGCCUAGAAAUAAGUUGAUUGAAUUUUGGGAGUUUUUAUCAAGUGUUUACAGCACAUUCUUUAAGGUAAUGAAAAGCUCCCAAAAUAUGAAAUCAGUAAAUUAGUGUUAGUAUAAGUAAAUGUCAUGGUGAUUUUAUAUGUAGGAACAUUAUGCAUUACUAAUAUUGUAUGUGUAUUCUUAUGUUUUGUAGAAUUGUUUAAUUUUUGUAGAAUUGUUUUUUUGUAAGAUGUUUUUUUUAAAUGACUGGAAAGAAA
Hypomesus transpacificus is the source of this 4562-nucleotide messenger RNA. It is a transcript of the gene ankle1, whose product is annotated as ankyrin repeat and LEM domain containing 1. Gene Ontology annotation, molecular function: protein binding; endonuclease activity. NCBI's taxonomy places the organism in Eukaryota, Metazoa, Chordata, Actinopteri, Osmeriformes, Osmeridae. The coding region runs from base 148 to 3786 and encodes 1212 amino acids. The transcript is spliced from 9 exons. The record is from RefSeq and is a predicted model, not a curated record.